This is a messenger RNA of Vigna angularis (adzuki bean), 2881 nucleotides long. RefSeq names its product heat shock cognate 70 kDa protein 2. Gene Ontology annotation, biological process: cellular response to unfolded protein; protein refolding. Gene Ontology annotation, cellular component: cytoplasm. NCBI's taxonomy places the organism in Eukaryota, Viridiplantae, Streptophyta, Magnoliopsida, Fabales, Fabaceae. Gene Ontology annotation, molecular function: heat shock protein binding; ATP binding; ATP hydrolysis activity. Bases 19 to 2631 code for a protein of 870 amino acids. The transcript has 3 exons. The record is from RefSeq and is a predicted model, not a curated record.
AGUAUCACUUGAAAGAAAAUGGCAAAACCAAAUAAGGAAUGGGUUGUGGGAAUCGACCUUGGCACAACAUAUUCAUGUGUUGCUGUGUGGCUUGAAGAACACUCUCGAGUGGAGAUCAUUCACAAUGACCAAGGCAAUAGAAUUACGCCUUCUUGUGUGGCUUUCACAGAGAAUCAAAGAUUGAUUGGUGAUGCUGCUAAGAAUCAGGCUGCUAUAAAUCCAACCAACACUCUCUUUGAUGUGAAAAGGUUAAUCGGCAGAAGAUAUAGUGAUCCCAUUAUUCAGGACGAUCUAAAGUUGUGGCCAUUUAAGGUCAUUGCUGAUUCUGAUGAAAAACCCAUGAUGGUUGUUUCAUACAAGGGUCAGGAGAAACAAAUCUCAGCUGAAGAAAUCUCAUCUAUGGUCCUUACAAAGAUGCGGGAGAUUGCAGAAGCGUACUUGGAAUCAGAGGUUAAGAAUGUUGUGGUUACCGUGCCUGCUUAUUUUAAUGAUUCUCAACGACAAGCAACGAAAGAUGCUGGUACCAUUGCUGGCCUCAAUGUUAUGCGGAUAAUCAAUGAGCCCACGGCUGCUGCUCUGGCAUAUGGCCUCGACAAGAGAGCUAAUUGCGUCGGAGAGCGGAAUAUUUUCAUUUUUGAUCUUGGUGGUGGAACAUUUGAUGUGUCUCUGCUAACAAUCAAAGGUGAUGUGUUUGAAGUGAAGGCCACUGCUGGUGACACACACCUUGGAGGAGAGGACAUGGAUAACAGAAUGGUGAAGUACUUUGUUGAGGAGUUCAAGAGGAAGCAGAAAGUGGACAUAAGUGGGAACCCGAAAGCCUUGAGGAGGUUGAGAACUGCUUGUGAAAGAGCAAAAAGAACACUCUCAUUUGCUGUUGAUACCACCAUUGAGAUAGAUGCUUUAUCUGGGAGCAUUGACUUCUGCUCAUCAAUCACUCGUGCAAGAUUUGAAGAACUUAACUUAGACCUCUUUCAAAGGUGUUUGGAGACAGUAGAAAGGUGUCUUGUUGAUUCUAAGAUGGACAAGAGUGAUGUAGACGAUGUUGUACUGGUUGGUGGUUCUUCUAGGAUUCCAAAAGUACAGCAGCUAUUGCAAGACUACUUCAAGGGGAAAGAACUGUGCAUGAGCAUCAACCCUGACGAGGCUGUUGCCUAUGGAGCAGCAGUUCAGGCUGCUUUGCUGACUAAAGGCAACAAAUUUGUCCCCAACUUAGUGCUAUUAGAUGUUACGCCGCUGUCACUUGGUAUAUCUGUAAAAGGAGAUCUCAUGAGUGUCGUGAUUCCUAGGAACACCACCAUUCCUGUUGUAAAAAAGCAAGGAUAUAGAAGAGCCGAAGAUUUCCAAUCUGCAGUCUCUAUUGAGGUUUACGAGGGUGAAAGGACAAGAGCAAGCGAUAACAAUUUGCUUGGUUUCUUUAAUCUUAAUGGCAAUCCUAAAGCUCUUCGAGGCCAUCCUUUAACUGUAUGUUUCAGUAUAGAUGCCGAUGGUAUCCUAACUGUAAUUGCCGAGGAAGAAAGCAGUGGAAGUAAGAAUUGGAUUACCGUAACCAACGACAAGGGAAAACUAUCAACUCAACAAAUUAUGAGAAUGAUUCAAGAAGCCGAGAAGUACAAGGCUGAAGACCAGAAAUACGAAAAGAAAGUUAUGGCAAUUAAUGCUUUGGAUGACUUCGUUUACAAGAUAAGGAAUGCUAUAGAUGAUGUAGAUAAUCCACAGGAGAUAACGAAGAUCAACAUGGCUAUUGCAGAGGCCGAGCAAUUGCUUGAUGCUAGGGAGCAGAUUGAAACAGAGGUUUUUGUGGAUCAUCUGCACAAGAAGUUGUAUAUCCUUGAUCAUAUCAAAAAGAAAGGUGAAAAAAGAGAUAUGGAAAAUACCAAGAGGGUUUGUCCCAGCCAUCCAGAACGACAGAUGCAAUUGAAGCCACAAGGGUCAUCCUACAUAUGCAGUGGAUGUCGAGAAGUAGGGUUUGGACGCAGUUACCACUGUGAAAACAAGAACUGUGGUUACAUCCUCCAUGAAGAGUGUGCAACUGCUGUUUCCUUUGCCUUUCAUCGAUUUUUUCCCAGGAGCCACUUCGAGUUCUAUGAGAAAGCACCGGGGCACCGGGUCAGAUCCUGUGAUGCUUGUGGAAAUUAUGUUGUAGGGUUUGUGUACCAUUGCUCCAUUACAGAUUGUGAUCUACAUCCAUGUUGUUUAAACCUGAAAGAUAGCAUUUUUGAUGAAGAAGGGCUUGUGUCACUCGAACUGUGUCAGAAGGUUCCCUCAAAGUGUGUCCAGUGUAAGCAUAGGAAUGUUAUGGAUGGAAUCAGAGGUUGGUCUUAUGUAUCUUCAGAUUCUGGGGGGAAAUGUUGUUACCAUGUUUGGUGUUUUAAGCAACUGAUUCUUGAGAAUUUGAAUAAGGGCUAUUUUAGUAAUGAAACCAGUUCAAAUGGGAUGAGUGACAGGGAGUACUCUCAGCUUGCAGUGAGAAACAUGGACAUGGUACGAAGUAGAAGAAGUUCGACAAGGUUAGGGACAAUGAAGAAGUACACAAAGAUGGCUGUGUUGGUAUUUAAACUGGUAUUUUCAGCUGUGUUUGGAGACCCUAUAACUUCCAUUGCUUCUCUUGUGGAAGGCCUAGUUUCAGAUUAGGGGAUCCUACAAGUGUUGUCGUUUGGUUCUUAAAUUAUUGCCAUAAUCCUACUAGUGUUGAUUUGAUUUACCAUGAGUGCAGAUAUGAUGUUGAGUGAGAGUGUCCCAUAGAGUUCAAAUUGUUGUGGUUUUGAGAAUUUCCUGUAUUAAUAAAGUUCAAAUUCAAGCUCUGGAAGUAAUGGUUUUAUAAAGUAUAUGUAUGUUUGCAUGAAAAUGUUGCAGGUCAUGCAAACCAACUUCUUAAUUGUCA